Python bivittatus (Burmese python) is the source of this 2265-nucleotide messenger RNA. Lineage: Eukaryota; Metazoa; Chordata; Lepidosauria; Squamata; Pythonidae. The record is from RefSeq and is a predicted model, not a curated record.
CUUUAUCUUAUCUUUGCUUUUUGUAUCAGAAUUUAUGAAUGCAGCUUGCUCUGCAGCUGUGACAAGAACAUGUGCCAGAACAGAUUAGUACAGCAUGGCCUUCAAGUUCGCUUACAAGUCUUCGGCACUGAAAAGAAGGGCUGGGGAGUUCGCUGCCUUGAUGACAUCGACAAGGGAACAUUCGUUUGUACAUAUGCAGGGAGAUUGAUGACCAGAGAUGAAUCUUGCCAGGUUAAAAAUAGUGGUGAAAUUGAAGAAGAAGACACCAAGAAUAGCAGCCAGACCUUAUUUUCAAGAAAGAGAAAACUGGAUACAGUCUGUUCUGAUUCAGAGAAUGAAUUUAUUCAGGACACUGGGAGACAACAAUCCUCAUACCUGAAUGCUGAAAGCCAACCAAAUAUAAUUCAGAACUACAGCUCUUACAAGAAUUGCAACACGCAAGCUCUAGCAAGACUUAAAACUAAAAGAUCCAUUCUUCAAAGACACCGGCAAGAACUAGGAAUUACUGAUGCCAGCUCAGAUGAAGAUGAGAGUUCCUUGUUUCAGAUGUCAGGAACAAGAAGAAUAACUCCUGCAACCCAAAAAGGAGAUGAACAAUCAAGCCUGCAAGGCAGACUUGGGGAACUAGUGAACACCAUACAAUCUGAAUCUAAUACUGACAGCUAUAAAGAGAAUCUUCUUUCCAAUGCUUCAUUGAAAAGUAAACCACCUAAGCAAGAUGACAGAGGGAUUAAAAAACAACACAAGGAUCUACUUUGGUCAGAUGACCCAAAAAAGGGAAAAAUUCAGAGAAACAGACAAGAACUUGCUUAUAUUAAGGAGGCAGCAGAAAUUGAGACAUGCCCGAAGGAUAAAGAAAAUCCUUGUUUGCUGGAUGCCACAAGAGAAGGCAACGUAGGCAGGUUUCUUAAUCACAGCUGCUCUCCUAAUCUCUUUGUACAAAGUGUAUUUGUAGAGACACACAACAGAAAUUUCCCCUGGGUGGCAUUCUUCACAAAGAGGCAUGUAAAAGCUGGAACUGAACUUACAUGGGAUUAUGGUUAUAAAGCUGGAAGUAUGCCUGAGACAGAGACUACCUGUCAGUGUGGGAGUCUUAAGUGUCGGAAAAAAAUCCUGUAGUUUUUUGCAUUUAUGAAAUGGGCAGCAUACAAAUAAUGUACAAUUAAAAGAAAAGAUUGGGAUACACAACCCUUUUGGAUCAAAGCACAGGUGGUUCUUUUGUAUUACUUGAGAGCAAAGCCAAGGGUGGGCCACAGGUAGGUCAAGGAGAAAGAAGCCUGAGAAAGUAAGUAUGUGUGCAUUUAGUAGUUUGAUAUCUGCCUUUCCCUCCAAAAUGACACUCAAGGUAGUUAGCAAUUUCUUAAUCUUUUGAUUGAUCAGGAACACCUCUGUCCAAUCUGCAUUAAAUAUCAAUGAAAUCAUCUCAUUCUAGUCCAGGGCUGAUUUCAGUCACUGCUUUGAGUUUUGAACAGCUUCCUUGGAUUUCAGCCUUCAGGGAUUUGAGAUACAGUUGCAGAAAUAUUUUUUGGAUCUCAAGUUUACCAACCGAAAAAGAACUGGUAAACCAGGUACCCUAGUUUCUCAAGGUCAGGUCUAUCUAAGAUCUGCUGCUGAAAAUUUCCAGUAUAUUGUACACAGUACCAAGUCAGAUGGACCUAACACAGUAAAAGGCUGCUUCCUACAGUAAUAGAAAAUACGGGGGUUUUUUUUAGCAAGUCACUGGACAUUUAGGCAAAGGUGGUGCUAAUAAAAAUAUCCAAUAGGGUAGCUAUACAAAAGAUUGACAGGUGUGUUAUAGCAGCACACACACACGUAAAUUAUAAUCACAUCCUACACUGCAGCUUUGCCCCUUCUACCCAAAUUCUUAUGGACCCUCAUAAGCAAGAAGAGCACACUUGGCCUUGGAGUGGCAUGCCAAGUAUUACAUUCCAAAAAUUGAAGAAAGGUUAGGACAAAAAACUGGUUCUAACAUAAUAGCUGAAUUUCAUUCAUUGUAUUUAAUUAACGACAUGUAAUGGAAUAUUAUUUUAAUAUGACUCAUCAGUCUGUAUUUAAUAAUGUUCUCUGUUGUAUACUGAAACUUACAAUUCAGCACCAUUUUUCGCAGGAGUCAUAAUAGCUUUCAUUUGCUUACUUGUAUGACAUAUUUAUCACAAGUCAAUUUUUGUAUAACAAUUUUGUGUGCUGUAGCUUCCUGUUAUUUAAUUAAAACCUGAUUACCGUGAUAAAGAGUAUUGAUUCAGUAACUGACUUACCUAUCAUUCU